CUAAUCGACGAGCCAUGUGGAGGCCGGAGGUCGGAGACUCCAUUUCGUGCUCCUUGAAAUUCUUUCGAUUAUCUCAUUUAGAUUACUACGAAGCUCCUCUAUCUCGACUCUCACCCAAACGAGGACGACGACGUACCUGAUAUUCCCCAUCCUGUUUUGCUAUCUUGACUCUGGCAGCUUUACUUGACAAAGCGUGUUUUUGCUCCUCUUCUCACCCGCCUUAAAUCUCUCUGGAGUGGUGAUGAUCCACUUGCGAAAGCUUAGAUUGACAUUCACUCUCGGACGUUUUGCUUCUCAUUUUUUUCUCAGGUCGUCAGAAAACCUAGUGGGGUCUAUUGCUCAAAACCCUAGAUUAUACAGAGCUGACAGAGCGGUUCCACCUGCCUAUUGUGAAGAUCUUGAAGCGGCUCUGACUGCUGUCGGUCUCACCAUUAAGCAGGCCCUGAAAGAAGCCGAAGCUGCAUUACUUGAAUAUCUGCAUAAUACUAGAAGCAUCCAGUACUUGGAUGCGGAUAAUAUGAGUAGAAACUCACCUUACUUUCUUGAGGAGCUUAUGAAGAAAGUAACCAUAGAGGAGAACAUCAGGCUAUCAGUUUACAGGUAUUUGUGUUACCAUCCCAUCAAUGAAUUUGAGCCCUUCUUCGAAAGCAUGGGUUUAAAACCUUCUGAAUAUGCAUCUCUUUUACCGAAAAAUAUGAUUUUUCUGAGUGAUGACCAACUGUUACUGGGGAACUAUCACACUCUUUGUAACUAUGGGAUCCCCCGUAAUAAGAUGGGGAGGAUAUAUGUGGAAGCAACUCAAGCGUUUCGCUAUGAUUACGGGGUUUUACCAUCAAAGCUCCAAGCUUACGAAAGAUUGGGUCUUUGCCAUUCUACUUUAUUAAAAGUUAUUGCUUCUAGUCCAUACCUUCUGAUUGGAGAUUGUAACCCUGAUUUUGUCAAGGUUAUAGGGAAGUUUAGGCAUUAUGUGAAUGAUAUUAAUUGGAUUGAGGGACAUUUAUUGGAUGGGACUUCGUGUAAUUGGAGCCAGAUGCUUAGGGUCAUGUGCUUUUUUGGAAGGGUUUUGACUGAGCAACAGUUAUCUGACAUGAUCAACCAGCACCCUGACUUUUUCUUUGACGGAUCGGGAGGUAGCAGGACACUCUCCCUUAUAGUCUUCCUCCUAAAAUUUGGAUUGUCAGUGGAUGUAAUAUCCUUCAUAUUUGUAAAUUUUCCACCAAUAAAAGUGAGCAAAUUCCUUUCAAAUUUGAGGCAUUGUCUUCUAAUCUUAAGUGAACUUGAUAUGGAGGCUGCAGAGAUUGGGAAGAUUUUCCAUUCUCACUCCUUAAUGUUGGGUUCAUUCACUUUGAGAAGAACAAAUAGUUUACUUUGUAACUUGAAAGCUGGGAAGAAGCGACUUAGGAUGCUUAUACAGGAUAAUCCGCUAGAAUUGAAGAAUUGGGAAUUGGGAAUAAGAGUUAAGCCUUUGCCAGGCCACAACGAAGCGACAAUAUCCCGGUUGCGGAAGACAGAGUUCUUGUUGAGCUUGGGAUAUGAUAAGGACUCUAAAGAGAUGGAAGAAGCAUUUAAGGUGUUUAGAGGUAAGGGAGCGGAACUCCAAGAGAGGUUCGACUGUAUUGUUCGAGCUGGCUUGGAUCCUCAAGACGUGCAGGAAAUGGUUAAAAUUUCCCCUCAGAUUCUUAAUCUCAGAGCUACCGCGAUCAACCGGAAAAUUGACUAUCUUGUAAAUGAACUUGGAUAUCCCAUAUCAUCUUUAGUCAACUUCCCAUCUUUUCUUAACUACAGAACUGACAGAGCCCAGCUUAGGGUCUCAUUGUAUAAGUGGCUUGUGGAACAGGGAUGUGCUGAUCCCAAUCUUUCUUUAAGUACUGUAGUUUCAACCUCAGAGGAAGUGUUCGUACAGCAGUAUGUAAAUCGCCAUCCAAGUGGCCCUCAAGUUUGGCAAGAUUUGAAGGAUAAAAUUUUUUCUCAGAAAUAACAUUUUCAUUGUUUCGACA
Prosopis cineraria is the source of this 1997-nucleotide messenger RNA. Its product is annotated as transcription termination factor MTEF18, mitochondrial-like. NCBI's taxonomy places the organism in Eukaryota, Viridiplantae, Streptophyta, Magnoliopsida, Fabales, Fabaceae. Gene Ontology annotation, molecular function: double-stranded DNA binding. The coding region runs from base 242 to 1978 and encodes 578 amino acids. The record is from RefSeq and is a predicted model, not a curated record. The transcript has a single exon. Gene Ontology annotation, cellular component: chloroplast. Gene Ontology annotation, biological process: chloroplast organization; regulation of DNA-templated transcription.